This is a messenger RNA of Nymphalis io (European peacock), 2035 nucleotides long. RefSeq lists its product as uncharacterized. Lineage: Eukaryota; Metazoa; Arthropoda; Insecta; Lepidoptera; Nymphalidae. Gene Ontology annotation, cellular component: mitochondrion. The transcript is spliced from 8 exons. Bases 485 to 1861 code for a protein of 458 amino acids. The record is from RefSeq and is a predicted model, not a curated record. Gene Ontology annotation, molecular function: metal ion binding.
CAAGCUCGUCUGGGUAGGUACCCCCAUACUCAUCAGAUAUUCUACCGCAAAACAGAAGUACUUGGUAUGGUUGUGUUCCGGUUUGAAGGGUGAAUGAGCCAGUGUAAUUACAGGCACAAGGGACAUAACAUCUUAGUUCCCAAGGUUGGUGGCGCAUUGAUGAUGUAAGCGAUGGUUAACAUUUCUUACAAUGCCAAUGUCUAUGGGCGUUGGUGACCACUUAUCAUCAGGUGGCCCAUAUGCUCGUCCGCCUUCCUAUUCUUUAUAUAAAAAAAGUUACUGUAACGAUUGUCGAAAAGAGUGGGGCGCGUUGUUGUGUAUUGAACUAUCAGUAUGUUUUGUUUUUCACGUUUUGACACUUAUAACUCAUCUCAUGUCAACAUAAUUUGUCAUUUUAUGACCAAACUUGACGUCAAUUAUAAAGUUAUAAUAUUUUAAGAAAUAAUAUUACUUAUAUUGUAAUUAUUUAGUGCAAUUUUAUAUAAUGAAGAAAUUAUUCUCCAUACUUUUAAUCCAUGUAAAGAAGCUAUCGACGAGCGAAUGUUAUGAAUCGGUCUGCUGGCCCAAGCCCAGCUAUGGACCGAUGGAAGUACAAAGAUCAGAGAUGUUGAACGGUACAAAAAUUGUCGCUGCAAAGACUUCCGGAGCAUUGAUGACAGCCUGUACUAUUAUGUUCCAGGCUGGUUCUCGAUACGAGAGCUCCAACUUCCUUGGCGCUUCACACUUCCUCCGCGCAGCAUCAUCAGGAUCCGGAUGCGGUUUCACUGCCUUCUCUAAGUUACGAGUUCUACAACAACAUGGCGCUUAUUUGACUUGUUCCUCGGAUAGACAAUCUAUUUCUUACACAUUACAAUGCCCGCUCCUAUAUUUUUCAGAUCUCAAGUAUUAUCUUCUGGACACUGCUGUAAGAUGUUGUUAUCACGACUGGGAAAUAUCUGAUCGAAAAUCAUUAGUGAGGGGCGAUCUGGCUAGGAUAGAUCCAGAACAACGUGUUCUAGAUUUGAUUCAAAAAGCAUUUUGGGCUGGACCUCUUGCGAAUUCAGUUUUCUGUGAGGACGAAAGAAUUGAUCAAAUGUCUGGAGAUAUAUUGAAUGACUACGUGAAGUGUAACUUUAAAUCGAGUAACUGUUGUGUGGCGAGUGUAGGAGUGCCAUUUGAAGAAACUAUGAAGUUAGCGGAAAUGAUUGAUACCCAAAGAGAAAAACCGAAAUUAAAAGAUCAUCCCCCAUCAAGACCUCGUGGGGGCUUCGAGUAUUACGAUCUAGGUUCUGGCAGCGAUACAUGGAUAGCGGUGGCCAUACCAAGUUGUGGAACAGAUGAUUUAAACAAUUUAUUUAAACACGCAAUCGUGAUGGCGGCUUGCGGUGUGGACAACAUGCAACAAGGACAACACGAGCUGGAUCGAAUCCCCCAACCACCACUCGGAUUAAUGACUGGGGAUGAUAUUUACACUAAUUUUAGAGCUUUCAACAUUUCAUACGCAGAAACUGGAAUAUUUGGCAUUGUAGCUAAAACGAAAUCAGCUAACGCCAACAGGAAUGCUUUCGCUGUGUCAGAGUUUCUUGCGAAUGUUGGUGAUUUAAACUUUACACAGAUCCAAGAUGGAAAGAAGAGAUUAAAACUAAGCCUCGCCCUUCAUGAAGAGGACUGUGUAAAAGUAUCAGAAGAUCUCGCUUUACAGAUAGCCAAUAAUUCACAGAUAGAUAGUGUACAGGAUUCUUUCACCAUGAUCGACAUGAUUAGUCUUGAAGAAAUUAAAGCUACGGCAACGUCUUUGUCAUCGAAUUGUAAUCAAAUGGCAGUGGCAAUAGUGGGUGACAUUGGUGUUGUGCCAACUGAUCAAGAAAUAUUUAAACGAUAAAAUUUGAAUAUUUAUUUCUAAUAUUUGUUUAAAGACAUGACUGUAACAAUUAAAUAAAAGCAAUUUUAGCUAUCGUUUCCUAACUAAUUCUCUAUCUAAUCUCAUUUAUCUAAAAGAAAAUAUUUUUUGUCAAUUUUAUUAACUUAAUAGGCUGUACGUUGUAAUACUUUAGCU